GGUUAACCAUCUUCACACAAUCAAAUCAAGCUAGUUCGCAAUGGCUUCCACUACCAAUUCCCCAUCAACCCUCCUCACCCUUCCUAAUUUCUCCAUUCAAACUUCAACAUUCCUUCCCAAAACAUCUCAAGGUUCCAUAUUUAAGAAGAAAAAGCCUUUCAACUUUAACUCCAAAAGAGUAGUGUCAUGCAAAGCCAGCAAUGGGAAACAAAACGAUGCAGAUCACACUUCUUUUCUCAAUAGGUUCGAUAGAAGGGACAUCCUCCUUGGCCUUGGAGGAAGUCUCUACGGUGCAACCAGCCUUGUUAGAGACCCAUUUGCAUUGGCAGUCGUCCCAAUUGAGCCUGACCUGUCCAGCUGUGGGGAAUCAACCGUAGAUGCCGGUACAACCUGCAUGAAUGUCCCUUGCUGCCCACCAAAGUUAAAAGAUUCAAAGAUCAUAGACUUCGAACCACCUUUAGGUUGCAAGAUCCGUUAUCGGCCGGCAGCACAUUUAGUUGAUCGUGAUUACCUGUAUAAAUUUGAAUCGGCAAUGGAGAGAAUGAAAGCUCUCCCUGUGGAUGAUCCACGUAAUUUCAUGCAACAAGCCAAUAUUCAUUGUGCCUAUUGCAAUGGGGCUUAUAGUCAAGUGGGGUUCCCCGAUCAAAAACUUGAAGUUCACUACUCGUGGCUUUUUUUCCCAUUCCAUAGGAUGUAUCUGUAUUUCUUUGAGAGGAUAUUGGGCAAGUUGAUUGGUGAUCCAGAUUUCGCAAUGCCAUUUUGGAACUGGGAUUCUCCCUGUGGGAUGACUAUGCCUCAGAUAUAUUUAGACCCUUACUCUCCAUUGUACGAUGAAAACCGCAAUUUGGAGCAUCAGCCGGACGUUUUGGUUAAUCUUAAUGACGGUAAAUCUUUUGUAAAACCAAAAAAAAAGGAUGAUUUUUAUGAAUUAGCAAAGAGGGAACAAAUAAAUAGUAAUCUCUAUGUGAUGUAUCAGCAAAUGGUACGGUCCGCCAAGACCGCUUCUUGUUUCCAUGGAGCGGCGUACCUUGGCGGUUGUGUAUCCGAAACCGAUAUCGGUUGUACUCCCGAACCGAGAGGUGGUACCAUUGAGAACGGUGCUCAUAUCGCCGUUCACAAGUUCGUUGGUGCCAAGAAUCCACCUUAUAACGAAGACAUGGGGAAUUUCUAUUCUGCUGGUAGAGACCCUUUGUUCUACGCUCAUCAUGGCAAUGUUGAUCGAAUGUGGAACAUUUGGAAGACAUUGCCAGGGAAGAAGCGACAUGAUUUCAACGAAAAUGUUUGGCUUAAUUCUUCGUUUCUUUUCUACGAUGAGAAUGCAAAUAUGGUUCGUGUUAAAGUUCGCGAUUGCCUUGACUCUAAAACUUUGGGGUACGAUUACCAAAGUGUUGAUAUUCCAUGGCUUAGAAGCAAGCCAACACCUCGAAGGAGUCGUCCUGGUGUGGGGCGGGGUCAGGAUCGGGGUCAGGAUGUAGCAGCCAGACGAAAGAGUAAAAACCGCAGGGGUUUUCCUAUAGUUUUAGACAAGGUGGCCGUGCGCAUUGAGAUUCCAAGGCCAAAGAAAUCAAAGAAAAAAGAUGAUGAAGAAGUAUUGGUUCUUCAAAACAUACAGCUAGACAGAAAUGACUCAGUGCAAUUCGAUGUCUCCAUUAAUGACGACGAAGACGACGACAACCCUUGCAAACCGGAAGAUGCGGAGUUCGUGGGGAGCUUUUCGAAUUUACCGCACGGAGAUAAUUGCCACUCCGAGACGAUGCUUAGUACAAAUCUGUAUUUGCCAUUAUCAGAAGCGCUGGAGGAUUUGAAGAUUAAUCCAUUUGAAGAUAGCAUUGUGGUGACUUUGGUGCCUAAAGAAGGGGAAGUUUCGAUUGGUAACAUUAAGAUCGACUACGUUUGUUGAUUUGGGGGUGAAUAUUUUGCUUCAUCCUUUGUGUUCUCGCUAGAUCGGAUUGAUGGGGUUCAUUAAUUUGUUUCUUGCAUGUGUCUCUUUUUUUUUUAAUAAAAAUAUCAAGCUAAAUGAACAAAA
Gossypium raimondii (Peruvian cotton) is the source of this 2026-nucleotide messenger RNA. Its product is annotated as polyphenol oxidase, chloroplastic. The record is from RefSeq and is a predicted model, not a curated record. The transcript has a single exon. Gene Ontology annotation, molecular function: catechol oxidase activity. Lineage: Eukaryota; Viridiplantae; Streptophyta; Magnoliopsida; Malvales; Malvaceae. Bases 41 to 1900 code for a protein of 619 amino acids. Gene Ontology annotation, biological process: pigment biosynthetic process.